Aspergillus calidoustus is the source of this 2570-nucleotide messenger RNA. The record is from the annotation of a GenBank genome assembly. NCBI's taxonomy places the organism in Eukaryota, Fungi, Ascomycota, Eurotiomycetes, Eurotiales, Aspergillaceae.
AGGAUCUGCAAAAAGCAAGGGACUGCUCCGAUCGUGUGGAGUAUGAGCAGCAUAUCUCCUUAUCAGCAUCCUCUGCACUCCGCUUUUCCAUAGCGGCGCUCGUGCGGAGAUGGACAGCAGUAACCCCCUCAUUUCAAUGCCGCCACAAGAUGUCAUCCUCCCCAUGUCAGAGAGCCAAACCUCCAAAUAUUCUCUCGGUCCUUCCCGACGUCAAUGGCUCCGACAGCAGCUCAGCAACCCGGGAAUACCGCGCAGGUAUAUAUGCCAGACGGGCCACUGGCGAAGAGGCGACGCGUAGCCCUGGCAUGCAGUGCAUGCCGUGCGCGAAAAUCAAAAUGCGAUGGGCGGCGACCAUCGUGCUCAACAUGCGCCUCACUUGAAAUCGACUGCUUGUACGAGCCAUCCGAGUCGACGACGAAUGUCCUCGUGCGCAAAGACUAUGUAUCCGAUCUUGAACAGCGCCUCAAGGACGUCGAGCGUGUGUUGCAGCGACAUGAUGAUCUUCUAACAGGGCAUCUCUCUGCGUGUUCCCCGAAUAGCCAGCGAGUCUCUACUGCACGGAUCGACGAUCGCUCGAGCAUCAGCACGGUCGGUCGGCUACACGAUGGAAUUCAUCUUCAGCCUCUGAAUGUCGACGACCCAGCCGCGGACGACACCAACACAGAUGGGCUCGCACUCGGAUUUGUAGAGGAAACUACUCCAGUAUUUUACGGUGAUUCGUCAAGCAUUGUGUUCACUCGUUGUCUUCUCGAAGCCAUCGCGACGGUUUCAAAGCCCAAGGGGAGCGAGGACACUCUGAUGGAGGCAGCGUGCGAGAGGAAUAGCUCUACGGACUGCAAUCCCGCGCCAGUAGCUCGCCCGCAAUCUCCGUCAGUCAUGGAGUCGCCUAGGGAUAUAGCUUUCUCACCCACGGCACUGCCUUCGGAGGCGGAGAUGGAUGCGCUAUUGCGCACAUACUUCAGUGGCUACGGCUCUUUGUUUGCCUUUCUGCAUGAGCCCACAUUCAGAGAGACAUACGAUGAGUGCAAGGAAAAUGGCUUCCUCAGGGCUCGGAGAGGCUGGCUGGGCCUGCUGAAUAUGACAUUUGCAAUGGCUGCGCACAUCGAUCAAGCAGCAGACAGCUCUGCAAAGUAUCGCUUCAAAAGGUCGUACGUUUUCUUCCAGCGCGCUGUAUCUCUCUGCAGUGAGUCGUCCACGCGCACCGUCAGCCUUGACAUUGUACAAUAUCUCUUACUAGCCGCGCUGUAUCUCCAGGGGACACAGAGACCCAUCCAAGCGUGGACGGUGCAUGGGAUGCUCGUGCGAACAGCCAUGGCCUUGGGUCUGCAUUCCGAGAAAUCGAGUCAGGGACUUCAUCCGGUGCAACAAGAAGUCCGCCGCCGGACCUGGCUUACAAUAUAUUGCCUGGAUAAAAUUCAAAGUGUUCAGUGCGGACGUCCCCCGGCGGUACCGGACGAAUACAUCGUGGUGAAGAUGCCAUCACCGUGGCCUACCACCAUGGCCACGGGACGGGAUCAAGGGAAUGACGUAGAUAAUCAGACCGCAUUCCUCUAUGCGACCGUGCGCCUGCUCCAGGUCGUUGGCCAGUCCAUUCGGACACAGUACGGGCAGAAUCUAGGGCUGCGAGAUGACGAGGUCGACGACAGUACGGCGAUCCAGGCGGCCAGCGCCGUUCGACAGGAACUCCGGCGUUGGGCAUGUAGCCUCCCCCCGUCUCUUGCACUCUGUGAGUCCACAUCGUAUAUUCUCUCCGAAGAACACAGCAGCGAGUCCAGUCGGAUGCGGGUCAUUCUCACGCUGCGCUAUCACUUUGUCAAUAUCCUAAUCCAUCGCCCGCUGCUCUGUGCUACACUGCGUUACCUGACCAUCAAAGCGCCCCCAGCGGGAGCUCCAUUGCCAUACAGAAUGCAGCUUGCCAUGGCGGAAGCCCACGAGUGCAUUCGUUCUGCGGAGGAGACAAUCGAAAUAGUCCAUACGGUUAUCAGCGGAUCCAGUCCUUCCUACACCAAGUUGGAUGUUUGGUUCUUCACUUUGUUUCACGUAUUCAACGCUGCUCUGGUAAUCAUCGGGCGCUCCGUUUUGGAACAGCAGGGUGUGUAUAUCAACGACGGUGCCGGAUCUCCAAGCUCGGCCCAGCAGCACCUCAACCAAUCCGUAGAGGCUCUCGAUAAGCUCGACAAUGAAAACCGCUUAGUACGCAACUGCGCCAAGGUGAUCAGACGCCUUGCCCAGCCCCAGCAUGGCAAAGGCCAAGGGCCUACCCCUGCCGAGCAAUAUCCUCCUGCAAACCGCCACAUAGUCCAAUUUGAAACCGAAGGAGACCUGUCUUCCUUGGGGCUUCCAUCUCUUUCUGAUCUGGACAUUGUUCAGUUCUCGAGCGGCGAAAUGAUGGGCAAUGGGUUUGGUGAAACGUCCUUGAGCUUGGAUCAGCUAUACUCUGGCUAUUAGACCAAAUCGUUCUUGGCUUUUUUUUUCUGGUUUCUCUUCUUGAAUGUGGUCGCAAGCAGCUAGAGUAUAUGGUGUGAUACAUAAAAAUCUUACUGCGAGGAUGCAGAAUACCAAAUUCCUAC